Molecule: messenger RNA, 1229 nt
Organism: Drosophila simulans
Lineage: Eukaryota; Metazoa; Arthropoda; Insecta; Diptera; Drosophilidae
Gene: Prosalpha4T2
Product: proteasome subunit alpha type-7-1B
Exons: 3
Coding region: 88-846 (252 amino acids)
Biological process (GO): ubiquitin-dependent protein catabolic process
Cellular component (GO): nucleus; proteasome core complex; proteasome core complex, alpha-subunit complex
Source: RefSeq, a predicted model, not a curated record
GGCGUUUAGAUCCUAAACAGAUCCUAAAAUUUCGAUCUUAUACAUAAAGUACACUCCAUAGUAUUUUAAAUAAUUAGCCCCACUUCAAUGGCUCAGCGAUACGAUCGCGCGGUGACCAUUUACUCACCCGAUGGCCACCUGCUGCAGGUGGAGUACGCCCAGGAGGCCGUCCGAAGGGGAUCCACUGUGAUGGGUCUGCGCACCAACAACGCCAUUGUGCUCGGCGUGGAGAAACGUUCCGUGGGCGACUUGCAGGAGGAGCGCAUGGUGCGCAAGAUUUGCAUGCUCGACGACCACGUGGUGAUGACUUUUUCGGGUCUCACCGCGGACGCGCGGAUCCUGGUAAGCCGCGCCCAAAUGGAGGCUCAGAGCCAUCGCCUGAAUUUCGAGAAGCCCACGACCGUGGAGUACAUAACCAGAUACAUAGCCCAGCUGAAGCAGAACUACACGCAGAGCAAUGGGAGGCGUCCAUUUGGAUUGUCCUGCCUGGUUGGCGGCUUCGACGAGGAUGGCACUCCGCACCUGUUCCAAACGGACCCCUCGGGCAUCUUCUACGAGUGGAGGGCCAACACCACCGGCCGCUCAAGCCAGCCGGUCCGCGAUUACAUGGAGAAGCACGCGGACGAGAUUCUGACCAUCGCCGACGAGGCCGCGGCUGUCAAGCACAUAGUCCGCACCCUGGUCAGCGUGUCCUCGCUGAACCACACCCAAAUGGAGGUGGCGGAGCUCAAGUACCGCCAGCCACUGCGUAUGAUUGAUCACCAGGUCCUGGCCGAUCUGGAGCGCACCGUUCGCAGGGAAAUCGAAGCCGAGGCGGAGGCCAGUCGCCGACCCCGUGCCCCCUAGUUCUGGCUAGCCACCCUGGUCCACCCUGGCCGCCGUGGCCCCUGGCCAUUUUCAUGACCAAUCAAAAGUUGAUAACCGGUCGUGCUCUCUUUUUCUGGGCAAUUCAAUUUCGGCCGGGGAGAUGGGGAAAAGUAAUCAGCAGGAAAAAUGUGUAAAGCGGGCAAAUCACUUAAUUUGUCUCCAGGGCGUAUUUGUUUACUUUAUAUCCCUCUCCGGCGGAGAUGCGUACGCUCCUUUCAGGCCAACCAAGUUAAAAAGUUUUAAGUGAAAAUGCGAAUUGAAUUUGUAGAGGAAAAAUAAGAAAGUGCGCGCACACAUGCAGAAAAUGUUUGUAAAUCGAAAUGGUUCCCCUUGAUUGGGUUAAUAAAUUCCUAGGUGCCAAA